CCCCAAGACCCAUCUUAGAAAAACCAGUCUUCUCCUCCCUAUGAAUAGAAGCUUUUGUGUUUAAAUACCCUGGUGAGGGUCUCUUUCCCCAAAAAUCUGCAUAGAAAUAGGGGACUAAUGGCCCCUCUUUCCUCAUUAUCAAUAGGAAAACCAGGCAUAGACUUGGAUGAUUCAUCAUUUUAAAUAUGGAGGUUUUUAAAAAUAUUUAUAACCUGGAAUAGAUAUCUAUUCAUUUAAUGAACAUUUUGAACCUCUCUUCUAUGUAUGAUUCAGAAGUGCUAAUAUAGCUAAGAGUGUGUGUGCAUGGAUGUAAAUACAUGUAUAUUAUAUUUAAAAUAUAUAUGUUGCAUAUAACUCCUCUGUGUGUAACAGAUAAUGUUUUACUAUCCGACCGAGGUUUACUUCUCCAGCCUAUUGUUUCAGACAACACAUAUAAGUUGCGAUGGGAGAGGAGCGCCGGAUUUGGUGUCUAUCCCCCAUUUCCAAUUAUAGAUGGAUCAUUUCAGACAGAGAAGUACUGAGAAUCCAGACAUCUGCUCUUCACAUGAAUGCACUCACCUCCUAGAGAACAGGCUGCCAUCAUGCUCUGGAAACUGGUUGAAAAUGUCAAGUACGAAGAUAUCUAUGAGAUGUUAGUCCACACCUAUUCAGCCAUGGACCGGCAUGAUGGAGUCCCUAGCCACAGUUCUAGGCUGUCCCAGCUGGGUUCAGUGUCCCAGGGACCCUAUUCAAGCGCCCCUCCGUUGUCUCACACUCCGUCCUCGGAUUUCCAGCCGCCCUAUUUCCCACCCCCCUACCAGCCGCUUCCCUAUCAUCAGAGCCAGGACCCUUAUUCCCACGUUAAUGACCCCUACUCCCUGAAUCCCUUGCACCAACCCCAGCAACAUCCUUGGGGGCAGAGGCAGAGGCAAGAAGUGGGGUCAGAAGCCGGCUCUCUCCUGCCACAGCCUCGGGCCGCCUUGCCUCAGCUCUCGGGACUGGACCCUAGGAGGGACUACCAUUCAGUCAGGCGGCCUGAUGUGCUGUUACACUCGGCCCACCAUGGACUGGACUCCGGCAUGGGGGACAGUCUCUCCUUGCAUGGCAUCGGACACCCAGGAAUGGAAGACGUUCAGUCAGUUGAAGAUGCCAAUAACAGCGGCAUGAAUCUAUUGGACCAGUCUGUCAUUAAAAAAGUUCCAGUUCCUCCCAAAUCUGUGACUUCUCUAAUGAUGAAUAAAGAUGGUUUCCUGGGAGGGAUGUCGGUUAAUACAGGAGAGGUGUUUUGUUCUGUUCCUGGUCGUUUGUCUCUGCUCAGUUCAACCUCAAAGUAUAAAGUGACGGUAGGGGAAGUUCAAAGACGACUCUCCCCUCCAGAAUGCUUAAACGCUUCUCUUCUCGGCGGAGUCCUGCGAAGAGCCAAAUCGAAAAAUGGGGGGAGAUCUUUGCGAGAAAGGCUAGAAAAAAUCGGUUUGAAUUUACCCGCGGGCAGGCGCAAAGCCGCAAAUGUCACUUUACUCACCUCCCUGGUGGAAGGAGAAGCUGUUCAUUUAGCUCGGGAUUUUGGGUACAUUUGCGAAACUGAAUUUCCCGCCAAAGCUGUUUCGGAAUAUCUAAACCGGCAGCACACCGAUCCAAGUGAUCUGCACUCCCGAAAGAAUAUGCUCCUGGCUACAAAGCAACUGUGUAAAGAAUUUACAGACCUGCUCGCCCAGGAUAGGACACCUAUUGGAAACAGUAGGCCCAGCCCCAUUUUGGAACCCGGGAUUCAGAGCUGCUUGACCCAUUUCAGCCUCAUCACCCAUGGUUUUGGGGCUCCAGCUAUCUGCGCUGCCCUCACAGCACUGCAGAACUACCUGACAGAGGCUCUCAAAGGCAUGGACAAGAUGUUUUUGAACAACAGCACCACUAACAGGCACACAUCUGGGGAAGGACCAGGUAGUAAAACUGGAGACAAGGAGGAAAAACACAGAAAAUGAAUUU
Sarcophilus harrisii (Tasmanian devil) is the source of this 1962-nucleotide messenger RNA. It is a transcript of the gene TFAP2B, whose product is annotated as transcription factor AP-2 beta. Gene Ontology annotation, cellular component: nucleus. The coding region runs from base 549 to 1958 and encodes 469 amino acids. The transcript is spliced from 8 exons. Gene Ontology annotation, molecular function: RNA polymerase II transcription regulatory region sequence-specific DNA binding; DNA-binding transcription factor activity, RNA polymerase II-specific. The record is from RefSeq and is a predicted model, not a curated record. Gene Ontology annotation, biological process: regulation of cell population proliferation; anatomical structure development; regulation of transcription by RNA polymerase II. Lineage: Eukaryota; Metazoa; Chordata; Mammalia; Dasyuromorphia; Dasyuridae.